Messenger RNA from Hydractinia symbiolongicarpus, 2719 nucleotides. RefSeq names its product E3 ubiquitin-protein ligase TRIM71-like. Gene Ontology annotation, biological process: protein polyubiquitination; proteasome-mediated ubiquitin-dependent protein catabolic process. NCBI's taxonomy places the organism in Eukaryota, Metazoa, Cnidaria, Hydrozoa, Anthoathecata, Hydractiniidae. The record is from RefSeq and is a predicted model, not a curated record. The transcript has 10 exons. Gene Ontology annotation, molecular function: zinc ion binding; protein binding; ubiquitin protein ligase activity. Bases 246 to 2540 code for a protein of 764 amino acids.
UGGAAAUUGAACCUCUUAUUUAUAGUAAAAAUAUUUUUAGAAUUCUCAUAAUGAAAAAAUUAUUAACACUGUUUACUUCAACUUUCUCAUGCAUGCACGACUGAUUUCAAAAGAGCUUUCUACUGAGCAUGCGUCGUUCAAGCAAUCGUUACGAGCUCUCGAAAACUUCUUCGGUUCAAAACAACGCAUUCUAAUAAAAGAACUAUCAAAUUGAAUAAAACAACGAAGAUUUGAAGGACGAAAUAAUGGCUAUAGUGAGAAACGCUCGAGAUAUUUGUGAUUUAAAUUGUAGCUUGUGUGAAGAGAACUUUAAAAAUCCAAAAGUACUACCAUGUUUGCAUUCUUUCUGUCAAUCAUGCCUGGACGCAACAGUAAGGGGACAAGAACGGGUUCUGAUAUGUCCAACAUGCAGCAUUGACAUUCCUAUCCCCACAAAAGGUAUGGACGCAUUCCCAACCAACUCUUUCAUCAACAAUAUGCUCAACAUCCUUGCUGUACAAAAUCCAACAAAUUGCACGAAUUGUGAAGACAGAGAGCUAGCUACAUCAAGAUGUUUAGACUGCGUUGAAAACUUGUGCCAAAAUUGCGUCACAGCUCAUGAAAGGAUCCGGCAAACUAAGGGACAUAACAUCAUUUCUUUUGAAGAACUACAAAACAACGCCGUGCACGAUGCCAUAAAAUGUCCAUCAUUCUGUAAAGUACAUGAUAGAGAGGGCUCUUUUUUCACUUUUCUUUUGGCUGACGGCACUCAAGAAAGAAGAACUUCUUUCUUGAGCGCCAUGCUCAAGUAUUUCUGCGAAUCUUGCGACGACGCCAUUUGUCGAGACUGCGCGAUAUACGAACAUCGCGAGCAUCACUAUCUAGAUUUAAAGGAAGCAGUCAAGUCACACAGAGAAGGUGUCACUAACUUGUUGGACAACAGCAAACGGAAAAUUCCUGUCAUAAAACUUGCUCUGAAGGAAAUUACAGAAGUUGCAGAAAGUUUAAGAGAAAGAAAAAAUUCGGUUGCUAACGUCAUCAAUGAGACUGUUGACUGCCAUGUGAAAAAACUAGAGGAGAAGCGAGUUGAAUUGUUGGACCGUUUGCAACAUACUUUCAUUGAAAAAGAAGCUGUAUUGAAAGAACAACAUCUAAGUCUUGAAAUGGAUUUAAACAACCUGCUGACUGGUAGUGAAUUUGUUGAAUUCAUGAUGCGGUAUGGAAACGAGGCUGAGAUUAUGAUGGUAAAAAAACUCAUGGUAUCGAGGCUGACUGAACUAAAUAAUAGUCAACCACAGUUAGAACCAGAAGAAAAUGAUAUCGUCGAGUUCUUCUCACAAGAUGAGGCUUUAAAGAGCGUUAUUCAGAAGUUUGGAAUCCUAAGUACCAGUGAUACAUUCCCGCCAUUAUGUGUCGCAGUUGGAACAGGAGUGACGGCAGCCAAAUUGAAUCAUUACACUGAAUUUACGUUGAUGGCAAAAGAUAGAUUUGAUAAUCCAAUAGGUCGAGGUGGUGAUUAUGUGAUCGCUAAGCUGACAGAUGGAAAAGGUUUGACAACUAAUGUUGACGUGAAGGACUGUCAAAAUGGCUCCUACACAAUUGGCUACACAGUACAAAGCAAGGAAAAGCACGCCCUCUCUGUAUACGUGAGAGAAAAGCCGAUACAUGACAGUCCUUUCGAAGUAAAUGUUAUCGCUGGUAUCGACUGCGAAAAAAUCGGUCCCAUGUUAACGCAGUUUGGAUCAGGAGGUGUAAUUUCAAGUGUGAAGAAUAAUGACAAUUAUGAACCGUGGGGUGUGGUAUGUGACAAAGAUGGAAAUAUUUUGGUUACUGAUCAUAAUAAUCAUAAAGUCCUGACGUUUGAUGUUAAUGGCAAGUUACUUUCGCAAUUCGGUGUACGAGGUAAGAACGAUGGAGAAAUGUGGUAUCCUACUGGAGUUGCUGUUGAUAAACAGCUCAAUAUAUACGUUGCAGAUCAUGGAAACCAUCGUAUACAGACAUACACAAAAGAUGGACAGUUUAUAAGAAAAUUCGGAACACGAGGAACAACCGAAGGACUACUGAAAGGUCCAUGUGGAAUUGCAAUCGAUCAGGAAAACCGGUUAAUUGUGGCCGACCGUGACAACCACCGAAUUCAAGUGUUCGAUUUAAAAGGAAAUUUCCUGUUUAUAUUUGGAGGGUCGGGGUCUGCGGAUGGCAAGUUUAAUUCGCCACGUCAUGUUGCCAUCACAACUGAAAAUCACAUCUUGGUGUCAGAUACAAACAAUUAUAGGGUUCAAAAGUUUGACCAGAACGGAAAGUUUUUGUCAAAAUUCGGUACCAAAGGAGCACAAGAUGGCCAGUUUUUGUGUCCGUCCGGAUUGGGUACAGACAGUGAAAAUAAUAUUGUUGUUUCAGACUUUAAAAAUAUCGAUGCACAAUUAUUUAGUUCUGAUGGUCAAUUUAUUAAGAAACUGGGUGCAACAGUCAAGCAGCUGUCAAAACCAACAGGUGUAUUCAUAACGAGUCAUGGUAACGUUCUUGUUGCCGACAGAGGCACACAUAAAAUACAUAUGUAUUAAAUAACAAGUCAUUCAGCAGUGAAUGCUCAAACUUAGAUAGAUAUAUUCUCAGUAAAAGAAGUUUAUUGGUGCUCUGGCUUAUAAACGUCUAACCAUCAUGCCUUGCAGAUGAAAAUCUUUUGUAUAUAUGUAAGAAAGAUUAAAAAUAAAAAAAUACAAUUUUAUCAAUCAUUUCUAAA